UCCUGAGUGUCAAAGAUAACACUGAUCUGAGUUUAAUGUGCAGCGCUUCAUCUGUCGCUACUUAUGGUUGAGGUAAUGCGCUUUAUCUGCAGUUAGGUUCUCUUGACUAUACUGUGGAGGUAAAUAUAAAGGUUCUUAUCCUUAUUCCAUAUUCUCACUGCCUGCUUGCACUGGCUCCAGGGAGAGGGCGGAGGAUAUUUAGCAUCUCCCAGCCUCCGCCCGCCCCGGUGGCUCUCUCCCAAGCGGUGGACACGGGAGACAGACAGAAAGAGGGGUGAUGGCCGCCGAUGGAGGUUGCGGGGAAUCGGUGGAUCAGUACCGAGCCGAGGUAGAGCGGCUUACCCAGGAACUGGCCGAGGCGAACAGGGAGAAGAUCAGCGCUGCUGAGUGCGGUCUGGUCGUCCUGGAGGAGAACCAGGCGCUGAAGCAGAAGUAUGCAGAUCUGGAGGCCGAGCAAGAGACUCUCAGGAAGGAAUUAGACCAAUUGCAGGAGGCAUUCAGCCAGGCCUAUACCAACCAACGUAAGGUGGCAGAGGAUGGGGAGACCAAUGAGGAGACGCUGCUGCAGGAGUCGGCCUGUAAGGAGGCCUACUAUACGGGCCGUCUGUUGGAGCUGCAGACGGAGAUGACUCUAAGCCGUUCUGUAGCGUCCAACGCCCAGGCGGAGGGUGAGAGGCUCAGCGCACUUGUGCAGGAGCUACAAGAGAGCAAUGAAAUGCUGGAGCUACAGAGGAGCAGGAUGAGGGAGGAGAUCAAGGAGUACAAGUUCAGAGAGACCAGGCUGCUUCAGGAUUACACGGAGCUGGAGGAGGAGAACAUUACACUGCAGAAACUGGUCUCGACGCUCAAGCAGAGUCAGGUGGAGUAUGAAGGACUAAAACAUGAGAUUAAGGUCCUGGAAGAGGAGACCGUUCUUCUCAACAGCCAGCUUGAAGAUGCAUUACGCUUAAAGGAAAUCUCAGAGGGUCAGUUAGAGGAGGCCCUGGAUGCCCUCAAGGGUGAGCGUGAGCAGAAGAACAAUCUAAGAAAGGAACUGGCCCAUCAUAUCAGCCUGAGCGACAGUGUCUAUGGAGCAGGGGCCCACCUGGCUCUCACUGUCACUGGCGUUGAGGGCCUCAAGUUCGCUGAGGAAACGAAUGGCACAAACGGCACCAACGGCAGCAGCAUCCCCGCUGCUAAUGGCAACAAUGAGGACAGCAACCGGCGCACCAGUCACCUCCACACUGGCACAGGGUUAGCUAAGAUGAAUGGGGACUACCGCCCAGGCUGGAAAGGAGAAGGCCUGCACCCCGUGCCAGACCUGUUCAGUGAGCUCAACCUGUCAGAGAUGCAGAAGCUCAAGCAGCAGCUGCUGCAGGUGGAGCAUGAAAAGGCAGUGCUACUCAUGAACCUGCAGGAGUCACAGACCCAACUGCAGCACACACAGGGCGUCCUGACUGAGCAAAAUGAGCGUGUCCAUCGCCUCACUGAGCAUGUCAAUGCCCUGAAGGGUCUCAACGGAGACAAAGAGCUUAAUGACCUGCAGGAGAGUGAGAAGCCUGAUGAUGGUUCUGUAACACCACCAGCUAAUGGUCACCAUGAUACUGAUGUCCAUGGGAUUGAGAUCCUGGAGUGUAAGUACAAGGUGGCAGUGACGGAGGUGAUUGACCUGAAAGCAGAGCUCAAGGCCCUGAAGGAGAAGUAUAACCAGGCUGUGGAGGGGCAGGGAGACAGCCACAGUGACGACAAGGUCCAGGCACUGAGUGAACAGCAGGUAACUCACCUGGAGUGCAGUUGUCGUGAGAGCAGGGAGAGGGUGGUGAGCCUGGAGGCCGAGCUUCGGGCAGCCACAAGCACAGCCACGGAGAGCCAGGGCCUGCUGAAUGUAGCACAGGAUGAGCUGGUAACCUUCAGUGAGGAACUGGCACAGCUGUACCACCACGUCUGCCUGUGCAACAAUGAGACACCUAAUCGCGUCAUGCUGGACUAUUACCGACAGAGCCGCAUCACACGCAGUGGUAGCCUGAAAGGUUCAGAAGACCCCCGGGCUCUACUUUCACCUCGCUUAGCGCGUCGCCUUGCUGCAGCUUGUUCCUCUGAGUCCCCACGCAGUCCCAUGGACUCCCCAAUCAAAGAUGCCCAUCAAAAUGACACAGCAGCAAACACGGUGGACUCUCCGUCCUGCCAUAGCAGCCCCACCCACUACUCCACAGGCUCCCCAGUUAUCAGUAUCUCUCCUUGCCCAUCUCUGGUGCCCUCAGAGGCAGGCGGGGACCUGCGGAAGGAGCCCAUGAAUAUCUACAACCUGAACGCCAUCAUCAGAGACCAGAUCAAACAUCUCCAAAAGGCUGUUGACCGCUCACUGCAGCUGUCCAGGCAGAGAGCUGCAGCCAGAGAGCUGGCUCCUAUGCUUGACAAGGACAAGGAGUCAUGUAUGGAGGAGAUACUCAAGCUCAAAUCCCUGCUCAGUACCAAGAGAGAGCAGAUAGCCACACUGAGGCUGGUGCUCAAGGCCAAUAAACAGACAGCAGAGAUUGCGCUGGCAAAUUUGAAGAGCAAGUAUGAGAAUGAAAAGACUAUGGUGACAGAGACCAUGAUGAAGCUGAGGAAUGAGCUGAAGGCUCUGAAAGAAGAUGCCGCCACCUUCUCCUCCCUCAGGGCUAUGUUCGCCACAAGAUGUGAUGAAUAUGUCAUCCAGUUGGAUGAAAUGCAGAGACAGCUGGCGGCAGCAGAAGAUGAGAAGAAGACUUUGAACUCCCUCCUCCGUAUGGCUAUCCAACAGAAGCUAGCCUUGACCCAACGCUUGGAGGAUUUAGAGUUUGACCAUGAGCAGAUCCAUCGUGGCCGUAGCGCUAAAGUUCCCAAGAUAAAAAGCAGCCCGCCCAAAUUUCUUGUAGAUUGUCAGCAGCCUGCUGCCUCAGUACCGUCACUCUCCCCACAACUAAGGCGAGGGAGAGCAUCCCUAACCCGCAGUCGUAAAUUUGUGGCUGACCUCCACGAACACCACGCAGUCCUGUCUGGCAACGGUAGCCUUCUCUACCCCUGCGACCCUCGUAACUGUCUGGCCCAGCAACUGCACCCACCUGGAACCUAACCCUAACCCUGCUCCGGUCCGGAGCCUGGCUUCACUCUCUUAAAAGUCAAGCAGUAACAGAGACAUUCUGCAAGGGGGUUCCAUCACUUUAACACCCCCAGACCAAGGAGUUAAACCUGGUGCUUACUGGACUCUGUCCCCCUAACUCCCCGACCCCUCACCUUAAUACCCUCGCCCCUCCCUCAAGUGCUACAUGGCCCAGCCCCAGUAGGCCUCCUGGUUACCUGGGUCGCAGGAAGAAGAAGAGCAGGACGCUCUUAUCUUCUCUACAAGUGACAUUCUAUCCUGGACUGAGGCGCAAAUCAUGGGAAUCUCUUCCCUUAUUCCUGCUAGUAUUUAUUGAUAUUUUGUUUAAUAUUUAUUUACAUAUUAAUUUGUGACAACUUUCUGAGAUAUUUAUUACUUGGAUGUUUUCUGUUUGUCAGUCAUUCUUCAAUCAAGAUGCGUUCAGUGAUCACGUACAACUUGGUGCAUUCAUUAAUGUGUGCAGCCAAUUCUUUUCAACAAAAGAAAAGCAGCACAACCAAAAGAAGAACUUUUUCAUUGUUAAAAUUACUUAAGGAGGAUUAAAACUUGCCUAACAUCACAUUUAAAAAGUUAGAUCUUGCAUAUAUACUAAUCAGUCAGUAUAGGCCAUUUUACACAGGGGUACACUGAGUUUGAUGUUGCAUCAGGGAAUGAAGGGAAACAUAUUACAAAAAAAUUGUGUCAUGUGGUGGUGAUAGCUGGAUUUCAUAAAGACUAUUUUCUACUUUGUUUUACUUUUCACCAUUCUUUACAACAGUCUCUGGUGACAUGGUUGUGUCUGUUAGCUCAGAUCUCUUCAGAGACUGGGAUAGAUGAGAGGCUGAGUGUGUGAGGUCAAGACUAGGGCUGUUGACCCGGGUUUUUUGCCUUUUGAAUUGCACAGGUUUAAGUGACUGUGGAAUGAACUGACCCUAUUAUUUUUAAAUUUAGUUAAGGAUGGAGGAUUCCCCAAAGGUGUGCCUCUUCUUGCGUUAACGUCAACGUUGUAUUCUCAGCAUCGAGUAUUCUCAGUCCUCUCUGUGGUCCCCUUCACUGUACUGGUCACAGCUCAAGAAAACUGUUAUCACCCCGAGUUGCCCAGACUACAACAAAGUGACAUGUUCAGUAUUCCAGGAUACUUGCCUGUCAUUGUAACAUCUCCUUGUUGAGUAGCCUUCACAUACUUCCUCCAAGCAGUAUUCUGCACUGUCCAAGCACAAUUAUGCACUAUGCAUUACAGCAAUACAGUAGCAUGGUCGUAGGCUGAUAGUGAUAUGGUUUACAUUGUCUUCCAACCAUUUCUGUCACCGUGAACUAACCAGCAGGAUGACAAGAGAAGACGGCGGGAGUCUCCCUGACUUUCUUUUUAAAAAGUGGCAUUUACAGCCACUGACUGUAUAGUUACAGCACUAUGUUUUUUUUUGCUUGUCUUAUUUUAUUUUUUGCAGUAACACAAUGUUAACACAUUGUUUUAUUCGCUGAUGAAAAGGGGCUGAGUCUGACUGAGGGAUGUACAGUAUGUAAACUGUGCAAAUGAUGCAACAUUCACUGCAUAACUGAAGUUCCAUCUUAUCUUUAUAACCUCACAAUGUCUUUAAUGUUAACAUUUCCCUUUCUGCAUUUUGCCACAUGGAUAUGAAAUGAUUAAUCUACUUAGCCAGCAUAGUGUUGUAAUGACAGAUGAAAGCAUUUCUUCUGUAACUGAGAAGAAGGAUUGGACUCCUGAUCUCUCUCUCUCUCUCUGCAUUUGUUGGAUUUAUCUUUUUUUAACAGUCUGGAUUGUUUCCUUUGCAGCUACAGAGUGAUGGAAAUGUUUGUGAACCCCAGCAGGUUCACUGGUGAGCUAAUUCUCUGGUUUGUUUGCACAGCAUAGCAGUGGAUGGAGAGAGAUUAAUCCAGUCAAAGGAAAACCUGGUUUAAAAAGAACAGUAGCUGUAUGCCAUGCUGCAGUGGGUUUAACAGUUUCUUCUCCAUUUAAAAGUAUUUAACUGGUUUCAUAAGUAAAUAAAAGACAUG
Messenger RNA from Monopterus albus (swamp eel), 5095 nucleotides. It is a transcript of the gene bicd1a, whose product is annotated as bicaudal D homolog 1a. Gene Ontology annotation, biological process: positive regulation of receptor-mediated endocytosis; regulation of microtubule cytoskeleton organization; protein localization to organelle. NCBI's taxonomy places the organism in Eukaryota, Metazoa, Chordata, Actinopteri, Synbranchiformes, Synbranchidae. Gene Ontology annotation, cellular component: Golgi apparatus; cytosol. The record is from RefSeq and is a predicted model, not a curated record. The coding region runs from base 278 to 3073 and encodes 931 amino acids. Gene Ontology annotation, molecular function: dynein complex binding; dynactin binding; dynein intermediate chain binding. The transcript has 10 exons.